This is a messenger RNA of Sphenostylis stenocarpa, 1512 nucleotides long. Lineage: Eukaryota; Viridiplantae; Streptophyta; Magnoliopsida; Fabales; Fabaceae. The record is from the annotation of a GenBank genome assembly.
AUGGCCAUCUCAGUACCCAGUAGGCAACUUUUCAUAGAUGGGAAGUGGAAAACCCCCGUCCUCAACAACCGGAUUCCGAUCAUCAACCCCGCCACUGAAGAGAUCAUAGGGGAUAUCCCUGCUGGUACCAGGGAAGAUGUUGACCUUGCUGUGGAUGCUGCUAAAAGAGCCUUGUCCCGGAACAAAGGCAGAGAUUGGUCAUCAGCUUCUGGUUCUGUUCGUGCUGGUUAUCUUCGAGCCAUCGCUUCAAAGAUAACGGAGAAAAAGGAUGAACUAGGAAAGCUUGAAGCAAUUGAUUGUGGAAAACCACUAGAUGAAGCACUGGCAGACCUGGAUGAUGUUAUUGGUUGUUUUAACUACUAUGCUGAGCUUGCGGAAGGGUUGGAUGCAAAGCAAAAGGCUCCUAUAUCCCUCCCUGUGGAGAACUUCAAGAGUUAUGUUCUCAAGGAGCCUAUUGGGGUUGUUGCAUUAAUUACUCCAUGGAACUAUCCUCUCUUAAUGGCUACAUGGAAAGUUGCUCCAGCGCUGGCUGCUGGUUGUACUGCAAUUUUGAAGCCAUCUGAACUGGCAUCUGUGACCUGUUUGGAGCUGGCUGAAAUAUGCAGAGAAGUGAACCUUCCUCCAGGGGUGUUAAAUAUUGUUACUGGAUUAGGCAAUGAAGCUGGUGCUCCUUUGUCAACUCAUCCUAAUGUAGACAAGAUUGCCUUUACUGGAAGCUCUUUAACUGGAAGCAGGAUUAUGACAGCUGCAGCGCAGCUAACUAAGCCUGUUUCUCUAGAGCUUGGUGGGAAAAGCCCAAUCAUUGUUUUUGAGGAUGUUGACCUUGAUAAGACUGCUGAAUGGACAAUCUUUGGCUGCUUCUUUACAAAUGGUCAGAUAUGCAGUGCAACAUCUCGCCUUAUUGUUCAUGAAAGUAUAGCAACAGAAUUUGUGAAUAGACUGGUGAAAUGGGCCAAAAACAUCAAAAUUUCAGAUCCCUUGGAAGAAGGCUGCAGGCUAGGACCUAUUGUUAGUGAAGGACAGCAUAAAAAGGUAUUGAACUUUAUCUCAACCGCCAAGAGUGAAGGUGCAACAAUUUUGACUGGAGGGUCUCGUCCAGAGCAUUUGAAGAAGGGAUACUUUGUUGAACCAACCAUCAUAACUGAUGUGACUACAUCGAUGCAAAUUUGGAGAGAAGAAGUUUUUGGACCUGUACUCUCUGUGAAAACAUUCAGUACCGAGGAAGAAGCUAUUGAACUAGCAAAUAACACCCAAUACGGCUUAGGUUCUGCUGUGAUGUCAAAAGAUCUAGAAAGAUGUGAACGCCUAUCUCAGGCUAUUAAGGCUGGCAUUGUAUGGAUAAAUUGUGCUCAACCAAGUUUCAUUCAAGCCCCAUGGGGAGGCAUAAAACGUAGUGGUUUUGGUCGUGAAUUAGGAGAAUGGGGACUUGAAAACUACUUAAGUGUGAAGCAAGUGACCAAGUACAUAUCUGAUGAACAAUGGGGCUGGUAUUCGUCACCUUCAAAGCUGUGA